GGCCGAUUGACUCUUAUCAGUGUUUCGUUGAGCCAACCGUUCAUAUGACCAUCGUCCUUUGACCAGUGAGGAUCAUAUUUAGCAUCAUUGCACCAUGGCAGCCAGCGCUAGCGAUUCCUAUCUCCUGUUCUGCGUUCUCCUGAUUCCGCUUACCUCCGGUGUCCAUGUGUACGAUUGCGAACCGGGCACGGAACCAACCCUAUGCAUCGUCCACAACCUAGCAUACACUCCAGGACAGGAUCCGUUGCCGCAACUGAAUCGAUCGGACACUGUGAAUCGUAUUCAGCUGAACUACGAACGCUAUUACUAUCGACGGAAGGCCCUGGUAAGCGUGUACGAUGCGGUGCUACAUAAAACAGUACUCGGUAGUCCACCAAACACCGUUGUUAUCAACUGUGAUCUGCACACACUGGUAAUGCCGCGUGACCUUGAAGUGGGCGACUUCUUAAACAACGUUAUCAAAGUGGUGGAAACAGAUCCAGCGCAAACGUACAAUAUACGCUAUCUCGACCUUUCGCACAAUAUUUUGAGGGAUUUGAAGAACCUGUCCGUACUAGUGAACCUGCAGACACUGAAGCUGGAGCGCAAUGAAAUUGUGGAGAUUAAGCCAGAAACGUUUGCUAAGAUGAACAAUCUCUCGAUACUGACUCUUGGAGUUAAUCAUAUUGUAAUGAUUGAUCUGAAGGUGCUGCCAAAAAGCUUAGCCUCGCUCUCCCUGAAACGAAACAGUCUGUCGGAGAUCAAUUUCGCGUCCGUUUCCUUCACCAACAUGCGUGAGAUGUAUCUUGAGAGCAAUCGCCUGACAGAGCUAGAUGUGGCUGCCAUGUUGCGAGCAUGUCCUGUGCUGCAACUACUGCUGAUCGAGCACAAUCCAAUGCCGAGGGAUGAAGCACAACGAAUUAUCAUGGAACUAGAUGGACACAAUGUGACCUAUUACAUCAAUAUUGGCAAGGCCAAUGAUUCGGAUAGCUCCUGCGACUCGAACGAGUAUCAGAACGAUCGAGUUUGUUUCAGCACGUCGGUCCUGGGCUCAAGAACCUUCUUGAAAGCGAUCGUGCUCAUCAUCGUUAGCAUAGUACUAUGCGGUGUGUUUGGGUUGAGCGCACGCUGGAUAUGGUACCAGAUGCGGUAUUAAUGAGGCAGCAUGUAACCCUUACAUGCAUUCGCAAUACGUGUUUUUUAACAUAUAAAAUGACAGAAGAGCCGUAUGAUUGUCGCAAUACGUGUUAUGUAGUUUGAUUCUUCGAAUAAAUAUAUUUUAAACGCUUUCGAAAUGCUUUAAUUAAACACUGAAAGCAAUAACUACCAAUGGAAAGCAGCGUCAUCGUGCUGCAUUGCAUUAUUAAUAAAAUUCUGACGACAGUUUCGAAGGUAUACAAAUGACUUUUUUGAUUAAGAAAAAGUGUUCAGUUGCUGUGAAAAAUUUCCAGAUUAGCCCCAGAUUAGAAUAGUUUCGAAUCUCGGAAACAGAGCAUACAAUAAUCCAAAUAAUCAGUCCAAGCUAUUCCUGGUUACUGAAAAGGAAUGUUCGAACGACCUAGAAUCACUCAUCGUAGUCUAGAGAAUAGCAUCUCAAUCAACACUCCUUUUCUCGACAAUCUAUAGGACUUUCGAGCAUGAUUCGAACGAACUGGCCACGAAUCAUGGCUUCAAUAUUAUGCUAUAGAAUACCCAGCUAAGGUGGAAAUAAAAAAAAA
Molecule: messenger RNA, 1697 nt
Organism: Anopheles aquasalis
Lineage: Eukaryota; Metazoa; Arthropoda; Insecta; Diptera; Culicidae
Molecular function (GO): protein binding
Source: RefSeq, a predicted model, not a curated record